AUGGCUGAAAUGACACAGGAUGAAAUGGAAACGAUGGCAUUCCAUCUACACGAUAUUGCAAAUGACUUAUUAUCCACUGUCCAAUCACUUGACUCUUCAACCACUAUGACCCAUACAACCUCCCGUAAAUAUUUGACUCGUAUUCGAGGCAUCUCAAAGUUCCUCACUUUAAUCAAAUCAGAACAGUCCUUCCUAUCCACUCUUUUGGUCAAUCCAUCACGCAUCAAGCCAGCGCAUGUUCGCUGCUCAAACGUCCCGUACCUGUCAUCCGUGCUGAAAUCGGUUCAACAGGAAAAUGGAGUAGCAAGUGUAUUUCAUGUUUUUAAAUACUUUCCGGGCGGGAAUCAUGGAUCUGAUAAACAAGACAAACCAUCUAAUAUUCGAGUGGAUGUGGUUGCUGCUGGUGGGAUGAGAUGGAUCAAAGUCAAGGCUUCAAACAUGUUGAGUAAUCUGGAAGAUAUCGAAACAGCUGACGACGAAUCUGAUAUCGACGAUCUUGAUUCAUGCAAGUCCACGUUGCCAUCCGAUAGCAACAGUGAUGCAGCUCAACAAUCCAAUGGAGAUGCAUUCAAUACCACUGCAGGUCAAUCUCUAGUUCUACAAGGAAAACUCCCUCUUAUUAUUCGGCAAUCGCUUGAAUUGCUCGAAGCAGCUAGACAGAAUCAGAUGCAUUACACAACUCCUACUGUUGUGAUCAAAUUUCUUGGAUCAAACCUCGCCGAUCAAAAGAAUGCCAAAAUUGUUAGCAGGCUACAGGAGUUGGGUAUUGUGGUUGAGUUUGGACUAGGCUCCAACACAGAGCCUGACAUGUCCCAUACAUUUGCUAAUGCGACUCUGCAGGAUGAUGCCACGGAUUGUUCAACAGUGCUUACUGGAUCCAUGUCUAAUGAAACUGUACAAAAGGAGCCUUCAAAAACACAUACUUCAUUUCCACAGCUGGCAGCUCAACCACAUAAUUUUGAGCUGGAUUCACUCACACAACUAGUGGUGACUCGUUCUGCUUUUGACAAGUUUGCAAAGAUUGUAGAUGUAAUCGGAGGAGAGAUGGAGCGAGCGCGAUCAAGACUGAUAUUCCGAAAAGAAGAUGUUCAUGGAUCUGUUUUUGACAAUGAUCGAUACCAACAGGUUGUGCCAGUGUUGUCGAGUGAUAUCCAUGGCGUACAUUACUUUUCAAAAAUGGCCAAGAUUCAAGUGAUUGAUGACGAUCCAUCGGAGCGAUUUAUGGAGUGGGCAAACAAGUGUCCGAGAUUUGGAAUGCAUAAUGUAAAUAUAUUUGGAACGGGAGAUAAGUUGCGAAUGACAACUGUGACUGCGAAUGCAUCUGCUGGCAGAACAUUGGCGGAAGCAGGGUUUGCCGAUGUGUCAUUAUGGUUACAUAUGCCUCGAUCAUUGGUGGAGCAGCGAGUGUUGAAAUGGAUCAAUCGAACUCAAUAA
Molecule: messenger RNA, 1434 nt
Organism: Batrachochytrium dendrobatidis JAM81
Lineage: Eukaryota; Fungi; Chytridiomycota; Chytridiomycetes; Rhizophydiales
Exons: 3
Coding region: 1-1434 (477 amino acids)
Source: RefSeq, a predicted model, not a curated record